This is a messenger RNA of Exophiala bonariae, 1740 nucleotides long. RefSeq lists its product as uncharacterized. Gene Ontology annotation, molecular function: tRNA (uridine) methyltransferase activity. Lineage: Eukaryota; Fungi; Ascomycota; Eurotiomycetes; Chaetothyriales; Herpotrichiellaceae. Gene Ontology annotation, biological process: tRNA methylation. The record is from RefSeq and is a predicted model, not a curated record. The transcript has a single exon. Bases 1 to 1740 code for a protein of 579 amino acids.
AUGUUAACCAGCGGAGAUGUGGUUUGGAGGACCGACUCAAACUAUAGACAAGGUUCUCCCAACCUCUCGGGAACCAUAUUCGCUCAGGUGAACGACCUCCUACUUGAGAGUCCUAAUCUGAACUCAACACACCUCUUUCGUGCGGACAUUCUAUUCGAUAGCUCGGGACAUCUGAAGACUGCGUUGGAGAAGGAAAAAGCCUUCGUUGUUCGCACAAAUGGUACAACCCAUGGUACGGUUGGCGAUGUGGAGGAAACGACCAAUCCUUUGCCGCAACAUGCAGCUGCCCCAGUCAUUGAUGGCGCCAUCCUCAAACGAAGCGUCUUGCGAAGAUUGAUACCCAGGAACGCGCAGCUCGACCCUCCGUUGGAGCAAUGGUGCUACCUGUAUGAUCUUUCGCCAGCUUCCACCAUCACAGGUCACAUUGUCGUCUAUGUCCCCCAAGUGGAAUCCGAGAAUGCUAUGCCUUGGUAUCAUCCUACUAUCAAAGCCAUGGCUUAUCUCUAUGAGACGACCGAGGCCGGACCAUCACUGUCAAUUCAUUUCCUGUCAUUCACACCUGACGCCGAGGUACCGCUCCGUCUUCACCGGACGUUCAUAUCGCUCUUGCAAACAUUCCUUCGACUGGCAAAAGGUCCGACACCAGACACAAAACCUAUUAACGGACAGGUAGAAGAUGGACAAGGAUUCUCCCUGGCGCCAUCCGCAAUAAAAGACACAAUUCUCCCCCAACAUACCGUUCAGGAUACCUACAGCCGGUUGAAGCAGAAAUAUGCCCCUGACCUCAUAUCACGCUGGGUCGAGCAGACUGAACCCUCCAAGCACGUCUUCGAAGACGUUUCUAUCGCCGCAUUCCUGAUCGAACUCUGGCGACAAAUGUAUGAAACCCCGUCCGACUUCCCAGGCUUCAUUGACGUUGCAUGUGGCAACGGCGUCCUCAGUUACAUUUUGAUUCAAGAAGGAUAUCCUGGACGUGGAUUUGAUGCUCGAAGGCGAAAGACAUGGGAAGUGCUAGGCAUGGAUGACCACCUGGACGAAAUGAUUUGUGUCCCACAACCAUUCAUAUCCGCUCUCAAAUCCGAUAUAGCCGACUUCCUACCGCAAGCCAGAGUGCACAAUGGCCUCUUCCAACCCAACACAUUCAUCAUCUCCAACCAUGCCGACGAACUCACACCUUGGACCCCGCUACUGGCCACACUCUCAUCUCCAAAUUCACCUCUCCCAUUCCUCGCUAUCCCCUGCUGCUCACACGCCCUCAGCGGCGCCAAGCAUCGCUACCAACCAAAAGACAGCCACCCAAAAACCGACUCCAAAAUCAAUGGUGCAGAAGAACAACCUGCAACAGGUGAUUUGAAAGCGUUACGUGCAGCGAAGCUGAAAGCAGCCAAUCACUCGGACGAUAAGAGCAUGUAUGCUUGUCUGACACGGAAGGUGGUGAGCAUCACCGAGGAAAUUGGUAUGCAAGCCGAGGUCACGCUCAUGAGGAUCCCGAGUACGAGGAAUAUUGGCAUUGUGGGAAAUCGCAGGAGUGUUGCUACGAGAGGGAGGAAGGAGUCACAGAGUAAAUCCGAAAACCCUACCGAUCCAGCGACAGUUGCGGAGAAAGUCGUUGCUCGUGAAUGUACAAUGUCAGGAGGAAUCUCUGCAGCGGCUCAAACAUGGAUUGAGCGUGCCCAAAAGCUGCAAACAGGCGCUGGAAGGGGAAAGGUCAAUCUCGGUGGGAAGACUGUGCAUGAUUGA